GUCAGCAUGUUGGGCAUAGGACCACGCCCCCGACCGCGCGACAUGACGUCAGACUGUUGACGGAAGCGGAAAGAGCGGACCGAGCAGAGGUCUUCCCUUCUUUAAUAGGUCCAUGGGUCUUCCACCUGCAGGACAGCUGCUGGAUGGGGAUGGCGGAAAGCGGGGCUCACCUGACGGUCGGUGGCGGCGACGCGGAGCGGCCGUCCAUCUUCCAGCUGCUCGCGCAGGAGUCCCUCAUGGAGGCGGUGCGGCCCGCGCUACGACACGCUGCUAAGGUGCUGGCCGAGGCCCACCCCUCUGCCCUGGGCUUCCUGUGGAGGAGCUACGAGGAGCUGUACCUCCUCCUGGACCUGCUGCUCCAGAGCCACCUGCUCUCCUCCCGCAGCGCCUCCUUCUCGGAGAACUUCUACGGUCUGAAGCGCGUCCCCCGGGCGGGCGGGGGGGCCCUCGGCCGGGCGGCGCGGGGCCGCUCCCUGCUCCUGCUGUGCCUCCUCCCGUACCUCCUCCGCCGGCUGCGCCGCGCCGUGAGCCGGCGCCGCGACCAGGACGACUUCUCCAUCCCGCCGGCGCCCCGCCUGCACCGCCUGCACCGCCUGCUGGCGUGCGGCGGCGGCGCCUGGGCCGUGCUGCGGCUGGCCCAGACGCUGCUCUACGUGGCGGGCCGCGCCCGGACGCACUCCCCCCUGCUGUGGCUGGCUGGGGUGCGGCUCACACCCCUCACGGCCCGGGACCUCAGCCUCAUGAGGAGGGAACGCCCUGGGGGCCCGACGGGGAGCAGCAGGUUGGUCCAGGCAGUGGUGGGCGUGGCUGGGGGCGUGGCCGGGGGCGUGGCCACCGCCCUCUCCUUGGGAACCUUCUUCCUGCAGUUCCUGGAGUGGUGGUACUCCUCGGACCACCAGGACAGCAUCAAGAGCCUGACCUCCCUCCCUGCUCCUCCCCCCCCCCUGCACCUGCUGCAGCCCCGCCCCUCCCCCUCCUCCUCCCCCUCCUCCCCCUCCCCCUCCUGCUGCCCGCUGUGUGGCCGUCUCCUCUCCAACCACACCGUCCUCUCCACCUCCGGCUACGUCUUCUGCUACCGCUGCAUCUACGCCUUCGUCAAGAGCAGCCAGCGCUGCCCUCUCAGCGGCUACCCCACCCAGCUGCAGCACCUGGUCAAGAUCUACGCCUCCUAGACCCUCCUAGGCCCCCACCCAGCUGCAGCACCUGGUCAAGAUCUACGCCUCCUAGACCCUCCUAGGCCCCCACCCAGCUGCAGCACCUGGUCAAGAUCUACGCCUCCUAGACCCUCCUAGGCCCCCACCCAGCUGCAGCACCUGGUCAAGAUCUACGCCUCCUAGACCCUCCUAGGCCCCCACCCAGCUGCAGCACCUGGUCAAGAUCUACGCCUCCUAGUCCCCCACAAUAGGAAUAUAUAUUUUUCUGUUUGUAAUAAAAAUGAAUCAAGAGGAGAGAAGUUGAGCACUGGUUGGUUUAUUGUUUGAUUGACAGGCCGCUGGGGGCGGAACAGAAGUCACAUGACUGACAGUGUGUUUGACACAAAUCUGUACUUAUAUACACUUUACUAUACUAUAGAGUAGAGAGUAUAUACAGUAUACUACUAACUAUAGAGUAUAUACAGUAUACUACUAACUAUAGAACUCAGCCAUAAAA
This is a messenger RNA of Gadus macrocephalus (Pacific cod), 1650 nucleotides long. RefSeq names its product peroxisomal biogenesis factor 12 (gene pex12). Gene Ontology annotation, biological process: protein monoubiquitination; protein import into peroxisome matrix. Bases 144 to 1172 code for a protein of 342 amino acids. Gene Ontology annotation, molecular function: ubiquitin-protein transferase activity; zinc ion binding; protein binding. The transcript has 4 exons. Lineage: Eukaryota; Metazoa; Chordata; Actinopteri; Gadiformes; Gadidae. The record is from RefSeq and is a predicted model, not a curated record. Gene Ontology annotation, cellular component: peroxisomal importomer complex; peroxisomal membrane.